Molecule: messenger RNA, 1406 nt
Organism: Drosophila ficusphila
Lineage: Eukaryota; Metazoa; Arthropoda; Insecta; Diptera; Drosophilidae
Exons: 2
Coding region: 306-644 (112 amino acids)
Source: RefSeq, a predicted model, not a curated record
UAAAAGGUAUUAAUUUAAUCGGAUAGGAGAUGCAUCUGGCAUUUCAUGCAUAUCCACCUAUAUGUUUAAGUUAAUUUAUCCCCAUCAUCGCCAUAAAAUGGCAAUCAGGCAAGCGUUUCAGUCGCAGUUCUUUAAUUAAUAACGGCGAACGGUUUUUAUUUUCCCAUCGGCUGGCCGUAGAUGUUGCGUUUACCCUCGUGGAGCAGAAAGAGCCAUCAGGAUCUGCAGAUCCUGCCGAUAAAACGGCUGGCAAACGGUUGUCAAUUUGCACGAGGAAAGUGAAGCCAUUAAUUGUCCCACUAGCCAUGCCGAUUCCCCAACCUCCGGGCAAUCAAGGUUGCGCAGUGGGAGCCUGUUUGAAGGGCCACGCCUCCCGACCACUCCCACUAUUACUCCCACGGCUACCGCCCCCGCAUCGAAAGUGCUGCCAAUUGACGACGACAUUGAGGAUUGACCAGGCUACGAACAACAACGGGGACAACUACAUCAACAUCGACAUCAGCAUCAAGGAUCCGGAUGUGGGGGCCUUGGCGUUCCAUUUAAUUGUUUUGCAGGACGCACGUGUUUUGCAUGCCAAAGGGAUUGCGGAGCACAAGCUUCUAAUUUCUGUUUGUGGUACCGUUUUUGGCAUUGCAUCCACGUAGCCGCGACCGCCUUUUAAUUAGCCAACUCAGCCCGCUCCAAUGAACUAGCCAUCGACACCGCUGUCGUCGGCGUCAGCGUUUGCGUUUCGAGUUCGCGUUUGCGUUGGCGUCGCCUCACUUAAUUAGCCAGGUCCAGGUGUCGAGCUUUUGGCGAAAAUUGCGGCUUACGCCAGCCAUUGCGCGUGGCAGCAAUUCAAUUUGGCCCGCUGAACACGUCGAAAAAUAUGCGAAAACUAAGGCUUCAGGUAAGAGUUCACGGCGAAUGGCAAACGAAAGGUAAUUGUGCUGCUAGCGAAAUGCAAACGAGGUACAGUCACGUUAAACUACCAGCAACGCAUCAUGCUUCCAAAGGCACUAGAAAAAAAAUACUUUUUUAAGGAUGAUCCAAAAAAGAUAAGGACUAAAAGCGAAUUUCUCCUGCUGUCCAAAAAAAAAUAAGCUUCAGCUGGUUGUACUCUAUUUUUCAAGUUUCGACGAAACUAAUACACCCCUCUGAAUUUGGGAAUAUCUCGUGUAGCUGUCAUAUCAUAUCAUAUCGACGCAUUUCCGUGAAAGAUUCCUAUGUCGCUUUUUUUUGGAAAUUGAGAUUUUAAUGCAAAAUUGUUAGGCACCUAAUGUCUCACUACCCUCUGAAAUAUUAUAACUGAAAGCCCUAUAGUUCCGAUAAAAAUUAAGUUUCAAUUUUAUGGUAUGUUACAAUGCUUUUCAAUGUGCGCGCGAAAUUAUCGUAUGUCCAUACAAAUUUUUUUUUCAUUUGCAUGG